GAGCUGCCCAGGCAGAGCCAGCCUGAGGAGACAUCUGAGGCCACAUCUCUCAACAGUUUAUUCUUCCUGCUGCUGCACCAACUGCUGCACACUCUGGGCCUCACUGCUGGAACCAUGCAGUCCCCUUGCUGCUGCCUUCUCUCCCUCCUCUUCUACCCCUUCCUCCUCUCUGGGACAUGGGCAAACCUGGAUGGGACUUUCACUAUCCGGCUGCUCCAGACCACCACCUUCCAAAACACCUCGUUUGUGGACAUGGAGGGGCUGGGCCUGCUGGAAGACAUCGAACUUGGUUCUCUUGAUAAACACACAUGGUCCAUCCGCUUCUGCCAGCCCUGGGUGCGCCCAGCCCUGCCCCGUGCUGACUGGGACACCAUUGAAAACUUGCUUAAGAUCUAUUUGCAGCAGUUCAACCAUCUAAUCAAUGAAGGGGCCAUGCAAAGGGACAUCCCAUACCCCUUUGUUGUUCAGUGCACAGCAGGCUGCAUGCUGUACCCCAACAGAACCUCCCAGGCCUUUGGCUAUGUGGGUUACAAUGGUCAGGAUUUCCUCAGUUUCGACACAAAGAAUUUAACCUGGACCCUCUCCCAGGACACCAAGUUGUCACGGUAUGUCCAGUCAUUUCUCCAGAACUACACUGCCCUGAGUGAGCUGGUGGAAACUCUCUUCAAUGAUACUUGUGUCGAUGACAUGGAGGUGCUCCUGCACUAUGGGAGGACAGCUCUGGAGAGACAAGAGCUGCCUGUGGCCACGGUCUUCGCCCGCACCCCCAGCCUAGACCAGCUGCUGCUUGUUUGCCAUGUCACUGGCUUCUAUCCCCGUCCCAUCAGCGUGGCCUGGCUGCGGGAUGGCCAGGAGGUGCCUCCAGGCCCAGCGCUCAACACCAGCACCAUCCUGCCCAACGCUGACCUUACGUACCAGCUCCGCAGCAUCCUGGCUGUGGCCCCCCGUGAUGGGCACAGCUAUGUCUGCCGUGUGCGCCACCACAGCCUGGGCACCCGCAGCCUUCUCAUCCCAUGGGGGAGAUCAGAAGUGGUGCUGAUCACAGGGCUCGUGGCCGGGCUGCUUGCAGCCAUGGCCGUAGCUACCAUGGCGGUGCUUUGGGUGUGGAGACAAAGAAAGCACCAGCAGAUGGAGGAAUCAGAGUCCAGGAACUCCAUCCUGAGCAAAGACGCUUAG
Messenger RNA from Passer domesticus (house sparrow), 1176 nucleotides. RefSeq names its product T-cell surface glycoprotein CD1b-3-like. The coding region runs from base 115 to 1176 and encodes 353 amino acids. Lineage: Eukaryota; Metazoa; Chordata; Aves; Passeriformes; Passeridae. Gene Ontology annotation, cellular component: external side of plasma membrane. Gene Ontology annotation, biological process: immune response; antigen processing and presentation, endogenous lipid antigen via MHC class Ib; antigen processing and presentation, exogenous lipid antigen via MHC class Ib. The record is from RefSeq and is a predicted model, not a curated record. Gene Ontology annotation, molecular function: exogenous lipid antigen binding; lipopeptide binding; endogenous lipid antigen binding. The transcript is spliced from 6 exons.